UGCCGCGAACGGGAGGCAGGCCGGUGUUUUUCCACAACUGAUGUCUAAUGGUCACCCAUGUUGAGAGACAAAGGUCAGGAAAAAAAGCUCAUAAACUAAAUUUACCGCUGCCGCUGUUAUUCAGCAGCCAGUCGCCGCACAAUACAGAAGGGACAAGACCGUUUCAAAGGAAUUAAAGGAAAUAAACAAUAAAGCAUGGCUCAGAAGGAGAAACUCCAGUGUCUAAAGGACUUCCACAAAGACAUUCUGAAACCCUCUCCAGGAAAGAGCCCGGGCACAAGGCCGGAGGACGAAGCCGAGGGAAAACACCCUCAAAGGGAAAAGUGGGCUAGCAAGCUUGACUUUCUUCUGUCAGUCGCCGGGGGCUUCGUUGGUUUAGGGAACGUUUGGCGGUUCCCGUACCUCUGCUACAAGAAUGGCGGAGGUGCUUUUCUCAUCCCAUACUUCAUUUUCCUGUUUGGUGGAGGACUGCCGGUGUUCUUCCUGGAGGUGGCACUCGGCCAGUUCACCUCUGAGGGUGGAAUCACCUGUUGGGAGAAACUUUGCCCCAUAUUUACAGGUAUCGGCUACGCGUCCAUCGUGAUCGUUUCUCUGCUGAACAUCUACUACAUUGUGAUUCUGGCCUGGGGCUUAUACUACCUGUUCCAGUGCUUUCAGCCAGAGCUCCCCUGGGCAAGCUGCAACAACAAAUGGAACACAGAAAAUUGCAUUGAGGAUACUCUCCGCAAGAACAAGACACUCUGGGGAGCUGUGAAUGCCACUAACUUCACUUCUCCCGUCACUGAGUUCUGGGAGCGAAAUGUCCUCAGCAUCUCCGAUGGUAUCGAGGACGUGGGUCAUGUUAAAUGGGACCUGGCUCUGUGUCUGCUCGCUGUGUGGGUCAUCUGUUUCUUCUGUAUCUGGAAAGGUGUUAAGUCCACUGGGAAGGUUGUGUACGUCACGGCAACAUUCCCGUUUGUCAUGUUAAUUGUCCUGCUUGUACGGGGUGUCACUCUUCCUGGGGCAGCCGAAGGCAUCAAAUUUUAUCUGUACCCAAAUUUGACUCGCCUUGGAGACCCAGAGGUGUGGAUCGAUGCAGGGACACAGAUUUUCUUCUCUUACGCCAUCUGUCUUGGAGCCAUGACGUCACUGGGAAGCUACAACAAGUACAAAUACAACUGCUACAGGGACUGUUUGCUGCUGGGAGGCCUGAACAGCGCUACCAGUUUUGUGUCUGGCUUCGCAAUAUUUUCCGUCCUGGGCUUCAUGGCACAAGAGCAAGGGGUGGACAUAGCCGAUGUGGCAGAGUCAGGUCCUGGCUUGGCCUUCAUUGCUUACCCUAAAGCUGUGUCUAUGAUGCCACUGCCUACGUUUUGGGCCAUUCUUUUCUUCAUCAUGCUUCUGCUGUUGGGCCUCGACAGUCAGUUUGUCGAAGUGGAAGGGCAGAUCACAUCCCUAGUGGAUCUGUAUCCAUCCUUCCUACGGAAGGGUUAUCGGCGUGAAAUCUUCAUAGCUAUUGUCUGUUUUUUGAGCUACCUGUUGGGACUUACCAUGGUCACCAAUGGUGGCAUGUAUGUGUUUCAACUCUUUGACUACUAUGCAGCCAGUGGCGUGUGCCUUUUAUGGGUUGCAUUCUUUGAAUGUAUUGCUGUAGCCUGGGUUUAUGGCGCUGAUAAUUUCUAUGAUGCGAUUGAAGAGAUGAUUGGUUACAGACCAAAUCCCUGGAUGAAGUGGAGUUGGACUGUAAUUACACCUUUUCUGUGUGUGGGAUGCUUUAUCUUCUCAUUGGUCAAGUACACGCCCCUGAGAUACAACAAAGUCUACGAGUACCCGGACUGGUCCAUCGGAGUCGGCUGGACCCUCGCCCUGGCGUCCAUGAUCUGCAUACCUAUGGUGGUUGUGAUCAAAAUCAUUCAAUCAGAUGGACCCCUCAUCGAGAGGAUCAAAGCCGUGGCGGCCCCCGUGAGGGGCGGGGCCAGUUCUUGCCCCCCAGAGUACCAGGCCAAGAGCAACGAGCUGGCGCAGCCCCUGGAUCCCAACUGGAACGGAGGCUUGACGAAGCCCACACACACCAUCGUAGAAACCAUGAUGUGAACGCUCUCUGUGAGAGGAUUCAAAUGACCUGCUUUUCCAUUAUAUAUAUAUAUAUAUAUAUAUAUGUGAUUCUAUAUACAUAUAUUAAAAUAUACUCUGUAACUUUUGACAUAGUCGUAGGACCAGGUUUACAUUGCUACGCAUCUGCACUAGGAGUCCUUGUUUUGUUUUUUGUUUUGUUUUUCUACAGAGGAAGUUACAUUUUUCUGUCUGUAUUUUUAAUAUUUUUAUCAUAAUACUAUUAUAUUACUAUUAUCGUCGCUGUUAUUAGACAGAGAACAGAUCGCAACCAGCAGUAUCAUGAACGUAGAACCAUGCCCGUUCUAUUUUUGUAACUUUUAUCUUGUACAUAUUAAAAUCGAAAUUGAGCUGUG
Molecule: messenger RNA, 2447 nt
Organism: Rhinichthys klamathensis goyatoka
Lineage: Eukaryota; Metazoa; Chordata; Actinopteri; Cypriniformes; Leuciscidae
Gene: slc6a6b
Product: solute carrier family 6 member 6b
Exons: 14
Coding region: 196-2073 (625 amino acids)
Biological process (GO): taurine transmembrane transport; sodium ion transmembrane transport; neurotransmitter transport
Cellular component (GO): plasma membrane
Molecular function (GO): taurine:sodium symporter activity
Source: RefSeq, a predicted model, not a curated record